Trichomonas vaginalis G3 is the source of this 540-nucleotide messenger RNA. RefSeq lists its product as uncharacterized. Lineage: Eukaryota; Parabasalia; Trichomonadida; Trichomonadidae. The transcript has a single exon. The record is from RefSeq and is a predicted model, not a curated record. The coding region runs from base 1 to 540 and encodes 179 amino acids.
AUGUUUGUCUCAAUAGACAAGAUGGCACAGUAUGAUACAUCUUUAAAGAUUGUAUUAUACUUGUGCAAUAUGAACAUGCAAAUCAGGACAAUAGUUGUUACAAAGACUUCAACCAUUUCAAUCUUUGAUUAUAUCUUCAAAAAUGAGGCAUUCAUACCGCAAUACAUUUUUAAUGGGAUCUUACUCGAUAAGAAUUCAACUCUCUCUUUGUAUGGAAUUAGAAACGAAGACUAUAUUUAUUUCUUUGAUCCAUCCAAUAGCAUGCAGCCCAACAAAUCAGAGAUACAAAACAUUGUUAGUGUUGCAAAAAUGAAUAAUGCCGGUGGCAGAUCAGCAUUAAUUGCAAAAUCUGCUGCAGAUAAUGAAUUUCGUGAAGAAAUUUGUAAGAUUAAUGACUUAAGAAUGAUGAGAAAGAUUCAACAAGCUGGGAAAUUUACAGGUAUAGUUCUUUCUUGCCCAGCAAAAAUUCAACCCAAGGAACCCACAAAAAUCCCCAUCACCAGAUGCAUAUCAACUACAGCUCUCCCGAACUUAUGGUAA